UUUUGCGGCGUUUGUCUUUUCAGGACGCUUUCCGUGGGUUCUUCCGUUCUCCGUGCGUGUGUUCCCCCCUAGGGAGACCGGAAUAUCGGACGUGCCGCCUACGGCUGCCGUACUGUGUGGAGAGGGCCGGCGGGUGUCAGGCGACAGAGGCUGAACAAUUUCAUCUGAUCCCAGGGAUGUAAUAGAACUUAAUAUGGACGAAGAUGUGAAAGAAAUGAUCUGGGAGAGUGAAAAUAACUCCAAAUAUAAAGCACAUUUUAAAGAUACGGCACAGGAAUCAUUUUGUACUUACAAUUUUCAGCCUACUCCUUUGCAUCAUAGGCGGUUUGACAGAUCUAUUGUGAAGACACUUCAUAAGCCAUUUUUAAACACAGAAGUGUCAAAGCCUGAGAAAAACAUGGCUUCUGCAGUCAACACCAAGCUCACACAGACUACUAACCUCAGUAAAGCGAAAUUGAAUGGCAAUGGUCAUUCCAGUAUUUUCCCAGCACACUUCAUGUUCCCGCAAAAAACAGCAGCAAUAAAAAACGAAGAUGUAGAAUCGCAGAAACCAAGCAGAACUGUCAAUGCAGUCGUUGGAAAGCCAAAUCACACCAUUGGCUCAGCUUUUGAAAAAUCUUUUCCUAUUAAAAAUGCUGCCAGUUUAUCUUCAUGGAGUGGUGUUUGUCGUCGGAGCCCUAAGAAAAUGCAGAGACGACAAAUGAGUACAGUAGAAGAAACUGUACGUUCAGAAGAGAAGGAAAUCUAUAGACAAUUGAUUCAGGUUGUUACCAGAAAAUCUUUUUUGUCCACAAAUUCCACAACGUUUGUACCUCCAGACGUGUCGCGGAGGUUAAGUUCAAGUAGUGUAUCUGGUCAACCUGGUGCUUCAAGUUUGAGUUCUUUAGAGCCUUGCACUUUGGAUGUGGAACCUACAUACCAGCCUCCAUUUAGUUUGGUUUCAGAAAAGCGAACGACUGCACCACUUUCUGCUGAUACCACUUUCAGAGUAACAUUUGAGAGCAGAGACGUUAGCAAACACCAUCUUCACAGAGAACAGCAGUCUACGACUCUAGAGCAACCUAAAGAUUCAGACUCUGUUAUUGUACUUGAUUCUAUUUCCAAAGAAGAUGUUCAUCCAAGCCAUCCAAUCUUUGAGGCAGAACUAUGGAUUAAAGAACUCACCAACCUCUAUGAUUCAAGAGCAAGGGAAAGGAGGAGGUUGAUCGAAGAGCAGAAAGCACUUGCCCUAAAGCUUCAAAAGCAGAGGCUGCAGGAACACUCUGUACAUGAUGCCGUAGACUUAAAUCUUCGUGUACCUCUGGAAAAGGAAAUUCCCGUUACCUUACUUCCAAAACCAGUGGAAUCUGUCCAGGAAGAGCAGGAAUUCCCAGAGCUUACACUGGAAAUGGAAAAGGAAAUAAAGCAUGCGCUUUAUGGUGGCAGUCAGGAUCAAGUUUUAAGUGAAGCGUUCAGGUUGACAAUUACUCGCAAAGAUAUUAUGACCCUUAAUAGUCUAAACUGGCUCAAUGAUGAGAUAAUAAACUUCUAUAUGAAUCUUCUGAUGGAAAGAAGUCAACGGAAAGGCUUGCCAAAAGUUCAUGCGUUUAAUACAUUUUUUUUCCCGAAGUUAAAAUCUGCUGGAUUUCAGGCAGUGAAACGAUGGACAAAGAAAGUGGAUGUUUUUGAUGUGGCUAUUUUGUUAGUGCCAGUUCACCUUGGAGUACAUUGGUGCUUGGCUGUAAUCGAUUUUAGGAAAAAGAGUAUAACAUACUAUGAUUCUAUGGGUGGACAUAACCAUGAAGCCUGCAGAAUAUUAUUGCAGUAUUUAAAACAAGAGAGCCAAGACAAGAAGGGAGUCUCUUUUGAUACUAAUGGGUGGAACCUGAGCAGCAAGAAAAGCCAUGAGAUUCCCCAACAAAUGAAUGGGAGCGAUUGUGGAAUGUUUGCCUGCAAAUAUGCAGAUUACAUUACCAAAGAUAAACCGAUCACCUUCACACAGAAUCACAUGCCCUAUUUUAGAAAAAGGAUGGUUUGGGAAAUUAUUCACCGUAAGCUGCUUUGAUGAUGUCCAUAUUCGUCCACUCACUGUGGUGAUGGUGAAGGAUUGGUCAGUCUUCGUAGUAGAACAUGGACCAAGAAUUAAGUGCUUGUCCACACGUUUACGACUGUAAAAUAAGCUAGCACUGUUAUUUAUGACCGAUAUUGCCCCAAUUGCCAACUUCAUUUGCUGUUUCUUUUUUCCUUUUUUUUUUUUUUUUUUACACUAUUAUUUAAGAACAAAGUAUUCUGUAUUCACAACUUAGUUAUUACAGGUUUGUAAUUUUGGUAAAUUGGAUAGAAAUCAGAUUGAACACUAUCAUAUUUUGACAUCUCCAUCGUAUGGCAUGGUGUUGAGUACAUAAUUUCAGCAUCAUUUGUGAAGAAACUGAACAUGAAUUUUUUUAUUUUUUUUUACUGUACUUUGUAAAGGCAAAGUUUUAUAUUUCCAUCAUUGUAAAGUAUUGUUUUAUAUAAGUGUACUUAAGUAUCUCAUCUGUUUUUUUCUGAUUUCUACUUUUCUACACACAAAGGUAGAUUUACUGAAGAAAAAAGGUACCAUAUAUUUAAUUGUGUACCAUAUUUGUACUUUGCUAUAUAACAUUUGGUUUGUAUCUGUAAAUUUGUACUGGUUAUCAUUCAGCUUCAAGCCUACCUCAGUUCUAUAACUGCUUACACCAGCUCAAAGCAAUUAUUGCCUUCAAUAAUUGUCUAAGGGUGCUAUGACACGUUGGCUUUUUUAUUUGUGGCAAAAUAGCAAAUAUAAACGCUUUUUUUUUUUUUUUUUACUCAAAGUGGUGGGUUUGUUCAGCUUUUAUUAACUGGUGACCUAUCCUCAGGCCAUCUGUCUAUCCGCUGUUCGGUUAUAGCUCCGGCAAUGUAACUACACAGCUCCAUGUAAAAUAAACGGUGUAGUGGACAGAGUUCAUCACUUUAGUGGGAGCAGCAUUGUAUUAACAAGCUCCCUCCACUACACUUUUGAGUGCUGUGUAGUUCCAGUGCCGGAGCUAUAACCAAACAGCUGAUAGGCCCGAGUGCAGGGUAUCCGACUCCUGACAAUCAGCUAGUGAUGGCCUGAGUAUAGGCCAUCAGUUAAAGGGGUUAUCUGGGAAUUAUUACCGAUGACCUAUCCUCAGGAUAGGUAAUCAAUAUCAGCUCUGUGGGGGUUCGACAACCAGGACCCCUGCCAAUCAGCUGUUAGAAUAGGUCAGUUGCUCUAUGAGCACCACAGCCUCUUCCUAGGCCAUGUGACUUCGCCGUACAUUGGUCACAUGGCCUAGGUGCAGCUCAGCUCGAUUCAAGCCAGUGGUGCUGAGCUGCAAUACUGAGCACAGCCACUGUACUAUGUACAGCACUGUGCUUGGUAAGCGCCCGAGAGGUCGCCUCCACUCCCAUAGCUCCAGUAAAUGCUGCAACAUCCGGAAACAGCUGAGGACUCAGACCCCCGUGGCCGUGAUAUUAAUGACCUAUCCAUAUUAUUUCCUGGAUAACCCCUUUAAUAAAAGCUGCACAAACCCUUUUUGAAAAACAUGUCAGCAGUUUUCAAAUGCGUUUUUUCUAAAAAAAAAAAAAAAACUUACACAGAACUUUAUCUUUGGAACAGAUUAGGGAAAUGUUGAUGGCUGAGCAUUAUCUUGUCAAAAUUGCUAUUUUUCUAACUGAAGGGUCUUUAUGCUUUUCUGGCUAAUAAUAAAAAUGUUUUCUAUACAACAGUCUUGUAGUUGCAGCAGUGUCUAAAUCUGUUUUUUUUUCUCCAUCUGUCACUUAUGUGGCUGUUUUUUAU
This is a messenger RNA of Bufo gargarizans (Asiatic toad), 3802 nucleotides long. RefSeq names its product sentrin-specific protease 1-like. Lineage: Eukaryota; Metazoa; Chordata; Amphibia; Anura; Bufonidae. The record is from RefSeq and is a predicted model, not a curated record. Bases 194 to 2044 code for a protein of 616 amino acids. Gene Ontology annotation, biological process: protein desumoylation. Gene Ontology annotation, molecular function: deSUMOylase activity. Gene Ontology annotation, cellular component: nucleus. The transcript is spliced from 18 exons.